Talaromyces proteolyticus is the source of this 829-nucleotide messenger RNA. RefSeq lists its product as uncharacterized. The record is from RefSeq and is a predicted model, not a curated record. Bases 155 to 829 code for a protein of 224 amino acids. Lineage: Eukaryota; Fungi; Ascomycota; Eurotiomycetes; Eurotiales; Trichocomaceae. The transcript has 4 exons.
GGCAGUCUGAGGCAUCUCUUUUGGAGUAAUUUAUUAAUGGAACAUUGAGAGUGAGGCAUUGUUGUUUUGCAACUUUUCUUUCCAUAUCUCUCCUGCAAAAAAUUGGAUUCAGAAUAUUUCCUGUUUUGGCCCCCAGACAAAAGCUCAAUCCGCCAUGGCAGCUCCCAAAGACAUAACGAUAGAAAACCUCAACGGAAAAUGGACCCUUGAUAAAUCCCUGUCUUCUCCGACAGAUCCACUGCUAGCACUACAAGGCAUCAAUUGGGUUGUUCGGAAGGCAGUUGGGAUGUCAAAUGUUAUUCUUGGCAUCAAAGAAUAUGCCGAGGUCGAUGAAAGCACUGGGGAACCCGUGAUACGAUUUGAAAUAUCCCAGAACACUACCAGCGGUCUGCCAGGUACCACUGAGUCGAGAUGGGUUGAUGGAAACGAGAGGAAACAGGAAGAUCAUAUUUUUGGUAAAACCGCGGUGUCUAUGAAUUGGAUUAACGAAUCCAAGAAUGUCAAAGGGAAAAUAUUCCCAGUCGUUGAUAGUAAAACUAUUCUCGUUUACGAUGAUAAUAUUCCCAAAUUUCUCGCAGGUGAGGUCAAUGACGACAACAGUCCAUCUGACGGCUUUCUAGUUGAGAGACCACAAAAGGACGUUGGGAAGGAAGGAGAUGGGCUCUGGCUUCAACUAUUUAUUCGUAACUUAGAUGGAAAGUGGACAGCGGAGCAGACAUGGGGCUUUGAGAACAUCGCGGAGACAAGACGCUACGUCCGGCGUGUUGUAGUUUCCAAUAGCAAAGGAGAGUAUCGUGUAGCUCGACUUGUGUAUGCCUUCGAGGGCUAA